CAUCCCAGUUACCUAGCAACUGACUCCACAAGCGAAAACGAAAUAAAUACAGACGUUAUUGAUAUUAUAUUAAAUUAUUAUAUUAUAUUGCUUGUAGUCAAAGUCCCCUCAUAAAAUGGCAAAGUUUGUGCUGGCUGGCAAAACAGACUGCCCAUAUUAUGCCAAAGCAGAACUUUUGGCCGACAGGUUGCAGCAUUCUUUGCCGAAUUUCCGCAUUCACAAGAUCUCAAUCCUCCCAGAUGAAUGGAAGGAUUGGCUAGAAGACACGUGCAUAAGAAAUGGCUGGAAACAUGAAGAGUCCCCGCUAGUGUGGAGAGAACUGGUGCACCAAGGAGGCAAAGGGGUGUUCUUAGGGGGCUUCGAUGACUUUUUAGAGCACUGUCAGAAGUACUACAACAUAACAUCAGACAUGUCUGAAGAAUUGAUGCAGAGUAUUGCAGAAGAAAACCUUGUCACCAAGGUCAACCUUAUUAUGGAGGAGCAGCAUCGCGCCAGUCUCAUCCAACCCCUUCACAUAUGGAUCAGCAGCGCCCUCAACCCAACAUGCAACAUGCUGAUCCCCAGUCUGCUCUCCGCUGAGGUGGUGUCCCAAGCCUCUGCCAUUAGCCUCCAUCUCCUGGAUCUGGAAGGCAACCAGGAGGAACUACAAUCGCUGAAGAUGGAGACUGAAGAUCUGGCUCUGCCUCUGCUUCAUCAGGUGACCAUUCACACAGAUCUGAAGGAAGCUUUCCAGAAAGCUGAGAUCAUCCUCCUGCUGGAUGACCACUUGUCUGAAGUCAAUGAUACGAAGGAUGUGCAGGAACGAAAGAAGAUAAAAGCAAUUGCAGACCUGUACACUGAAUACGGGCAGUUGAUUGAGGCAAGGGCUAGUAGCAAUGUGAAGGUGAUUGUGUCCGGUGGGUCGCUUGUGAACCUCAGAUGCUCAUUUCUACUGAAAGCGUGCUCAAUUGACAGCCGUCACUUUGUUGCCGUUGCAACUCAGUUGGAGAAUGAAGCUAGGGCCGCCAUCGCCAACAAGCUCAAAGUGAGGACUUCAGAGGUGACAGACGUCAUUGUGUGGGGAGAUGUUGGUGACAGCUUCUACAUUGACCUCCAGAGGGCAAAAGUUUUUAAUUACAAUGGACCAAUCAAAGGGCCACCCUUCUUUUCCCAACCAGUACUUGAGAUUGUUUAUGACAGGGAAUGGUUGGAGAGCGACUUCCAAGAUAUUGUGCGUUGUCACCAAGCAGCUGUAGUUUCAAAGACCUGUCACGGAACUCACAUGUCAACUGCCAACGGGAUCCUCACCCUCCUAAAGGCAUGGAAUGGGACAUCCAUUCUCAGUCAGGUGUUCUCUGUGGGGGUCUUGUGUGCAGGCCAUUACGACCUCCCAGGCGACGUGGUCCUGUCAGUGCCAGUGACUUUCACAGAUGGCCAGUGGUCCGCGAUGUCCGACGUGACUGUUGGAGAUGAUCUGAAGGAGAGACUUCAUCUUUCUGCAAGUGAACUCAGGAAAAAGAUGUUGAUCGAGCAAACCACAAGUCAAGGACAAGCCUGAAUAAAACUACAAAACUGUUAAAGGUCCCCUUUCAUCAGAAUCCAAUUUUUUUUCUGCUGUUUUAUGUAUGCAUUAUGUCAAAUUUAGCCUGUGACAUGGUUUGACAUCUAUGCGGUUUGGUCGAUUGAAUGCUAAAAUCAAUCAACAGCAGAAGACUUGCAAAACAGGUGGCUUUGAAAUUGUUGACACUGUAACGUAGUUUUGUCAAUUAAUAUCAAGUACCUGCCCACUCCGUGGUUGGUACACACCCACCCACCAGGUAGGCUGGAAUGGACAGAAGAACAGGGAAGCAGGGAGGAAAAAAAUCUAAUCAAAUCAAAGGAACCAGCCCGGGUGACUUGACACGCUGACUGUGGCCACUUACAACACACCGCUCCAAGCUUCUCAGUAGAAGAUCCCACGAUUGGACCAAUCAGCUGCUUUUCAUGUUUAAACUGGGGAAGAUGAGCAGUCCAAUAAGAGCAGAGCUUAUUUACAUGGCACACACAAUAAUGAGAAAUCCAACUGUCUCAAAUGCCAGGAAGACGAGACCAACUAGAAUAGCUUGAAAAAGGACAU
Phyllopteryx taeniolatus (common seadragon) is the source of this 2095-nucleotide messenger RNA. It is a transcript of the gene mdh1b, whose product is annotated as malate dehydrogenase 1B, NAD (soluble). The coding region runs from base 116 to 1537 and encodes 473 amino acids. The record is from RefSeq and is a predicted model, not a curated record. NCBI's taxonomy places the organism in Eukaryota, Metazoa, Chordata, Actinopteri, Syngnathiformes, Syngnathidae. The transcript is spliced from 10 exons. Gene Ontology annotation, molecular function: L-malate dehydrogenase (NAD+) activity. Gene Ontology annotation, biological process: malate metabolic process; oxaloacetate metabolic process; tricarboxylic acid cycle.